Messenger RNA from Pan troglodytes (chimpanzee), 2835 nucleotides. It is a transcript of the gene FGR, whose product is annotated as FGR proto-oncogene, Src family tyrosine kinase. Bases 1241 to 2218 code for a protein of 325 amino acids. Gene Ontology annotation, molecular function: protein binding; ATP binding; protein tyrosine kinase activity. Lineage: Eukaryota; Metazoa; Chordata; Mammalia; Primates; Hominidae. The record is from RefSeq and is a predicted model, not a curated record. The transcript is spliced from 13 exons. Gene Ontology annotation, biological process: protein phosphorylation.
GGGAGGAGGAAGGUGGGGGCGGGUGGGCCUAGGAUCUGGGGGCGCCUCCUCGCUGCGGGGAGCUGGCUUGGGGCUAGGGCGUGACUGUCUCCCUGCCACCAUCACCGCCCGCCGGCCGUGACUGCAAUAAGAGAAGUCCGAGGCGGCUUCCUCCUCCCUGCCCAGCAGGGGCGGCGGUCAGAGGCGGGCAGCACCCCAGUUCUCCCCCGCACGCCGGCACUCGCGGCUGCUGGAGCCCCGGCUGGCUCACCCCGGGGCCGGGCAGAAUUGGGCUCCAGGUCUCUGACCCCUCCCAAGGAUCAUGCCGCAGCCCCACUGACCCAGGAGUAGGGGCCUAAGGGCAGGGAACCUGGAAUGGGCUGUGUGUUCUGCAAGAAAUUGGAGCCGGCGCCCACGGCCAAGGAGGAUGCUGGCCUGGAAGGGGACUUCAGAAGCUACGGGGCAGCAGACCACUAUGGGCCUGACCCCACUAAGGCCCGGCCUGCAUCCUCAUUUGCCCACAUCCCCAACUACAGCAACUUCUCCUCUCAGGCCAUCAACCCUGGCUUCCUUGAUAGUGGCACCAUCAGGGGUGUGUCAGGUGCCACUUCCCAGAUGGGAAGUCUUCUUGGCGGGGAAGAGGAGGAGUGGGCAACAAGGGGAUCCUCCAUGGUGGGAGGAAUGGGCUUGAAGUUGUGUGUCCUAAGCUGUGGAGACCAAAUCAGAAAUUCCUUGGACCCCAAAGGCCUUUGGGAAUCGGAGCACUAAAGGAGUGGGGAGGUGCAGCACCUGGCUGGGGAACAGGAAUUUGGGGUGCAGCCCCCUUGGUGCUUCUGCCCCAUGCCCUACCCUGCUGAGUAGCCCUGACUCUGCAGGGAUUGGGGUGACCCUGUUCAUUGCCCUGUAUGACUAUGAGGCUCGAACUGAGGAUGACCUCACCUUCACCAAGGGCGAGAAGUUCCACAUCCUGAACAAUACUGAAGGUGACUGGUGGGAGGCUCGGUCUCUCAGCUCCGGAAAAACUGGCUGCAUUCCCAGCAACUAUGUGGCCCCUGUUGACUCCAUCCAGGCUGAAGAGUGGUACUUUGGAAAGAUUGGGAGAAAGGAUGCAGAGAGGCAACUGCUUUCACCAGGCAACCCCCAGGGGGCCUUUCUCAUUCGGGAAAGCGAGACCACCAAAGGUGCCUACUCCCUGUCCAUCCGGGACUGGGAUCAGACCAGAGGCGAUCAUGUGAAGCAUUACAAGAUCCGCAAACUGGACAUGGGCGGCUACUACAUCACCACACGGGUUCAGUUCAACUCGGUGCAGGAGCUGGUGCAGCACUACAUGGAGGUGAAUGACGGGCUGUGCAACCUGCUCAUCGCGCCCUGCACCAUCAUGAAGCCGCAGACGCUGGGCCUGGCCAAGGACGCCUGGGAGAUCAGCCGCAGCUCCAUCACGCUGGAGCGCCGGCUGGGCACCGGCUGCUUCGGGGAUGUGUGGCUGGGCACGUGGAACGGCAGCACUAAGGUGGCGGUGAAGACGCUGAAGCCGGGCACCAUGUCCCCGAAGGCCUUCCUGGAGGAGGCGCAGGUCAUGAAGCUGCUGCGGCACGACAAGCUGGUGCAGCUGUACGCCGUGGUGUCCGAGGAGCCCAUCUACAUCGUGACCGAGUUCAUGUGUCACGGCAGCUUGCUGGAUUUUCUCAAGAACCCAGAGGGCCAGGAUUUGAGGCUGCCCCAAUUGGUGGACAUGGCAGCCCAGGUAGCUGAGGGCAUGGCCUACAUGGAACGCAUGAACUACAUUCACCGCGACCUGAGGGCAGCCAACAUCCUGGUUGGGGAGCGGCUGGCGUGCAAGAUCGCAGACUUUGGCUUGGCGCGUCUCAUCAAGGACGAUGAGUACAACCCCUGCCAAGGUUCCAAGUUCCCCAUCAAGUGGACAGCCCCAGAAGCUGCCCUCUUUGGCAGAUUCACCAUCAAGUCAGACGUGUGGUCCUUUGGGAUCCUGCUCACUGAGCUCAUCACCAAGGGCCGAAUCCCCUACCCAGGCAUGAAUAAACGGGAAGUGUUGGAACAGGUGGAGCAGGGCUACCACAUGCCGUGCCCUCCAGGCUGCCCAGCAUCCCUGUACGAGGCCAUGGAACAGACCUGGCGUCUGGACCCAGAGGAGAGGCCUACCUUCGAGUACCUGCAGUCCUUCCUGGAGGACUACUUCACCUCUGCUGAACCACAGUACCAGCCCGGGGAUCAGACAUAGCCUGUCCGGGCAUCAACCCUCUCUGGCGGUGGCCACCAGUCCUUGCCAAUCCCCAGAGCUAUUCUUCCAAAGCCCCCAGGCUGGCUUAGAACCCCAUAGAGUCCUAGCAUCUCCGAGGAGGUGGCUGCUCUGACACCACCUAGGGCAACCUACUUGUUUUACAGAUGGGGCAAAAGGAGGCCCAGAGCUGAUCUCUCAUCCGCUCUGGCCCCAAGCACUAUUUCUUCCUUUUCCACUUAGGCCCCUACAUGCCUGUAGCCUUUCUCACUCCAUCCCCACCCAAAGUGCUCAGACCUUGUCUAGUUAUUUAUAAAACCGUAUGUACCUCCCUCACUUCUCUCCUAUCACUGCUUUCCUACUCUCCUUUUAUCUCACUCUAGUCCAAGUGCCAAGAAUUUCCCUUCUACCCUCUAUUCUCUUGUGUCUGUAAGUUACAAAGUCAGGAAAAGUCUUGGCUGGACCCCUUUCCUGCUGAGUGGAUGCAGUGGUCCAGGACUGGGGUCUGGGCCCAGGUUUGAGGGAGAAGGUUGCAGAGCACUUCCCACCUCUCUGAAUAGUGUGUAUGUGUUGGUUUAUUGAUUCUGUAAAUAAGUAAAAUGACAAUAUGAAUCCUCAAA